CCAUUCGUAGGGAGACAUCACGGGACAGAAUCUAGGAGAAAACGAUGCAGUGUGUACGAACAUGUUGGCCAAAUGGAGGCAUACCUAAGGAGUUGCGGCCCAUAUACAAUCGACGUGGAUUCCUGUCAGUCGUGGACAAUUGUCUGAUGUUUGGAGAUCGAGUGGUGGUACCAAAGAAAUUACAGAGGCAAAUAUUGCAGCAGUUCCACAUGGGGCACCCUGGUACCAGCCACAUGAAAGCCUUGGCACGCAGUUUUGUUUACUGGUCAGAAAUGGAUUCGGAAAUUGAAAUGUUGUGCCAACAGUGUGAAUCUUGUCAACUUGCAGCGAAGGCCCCUCAAGUGUCAGUGUAAGCCUUGGCC
Molecule: messenger RNA, 362 nt
Organism: Dicrocoelium dendriticum
Lineage: Eukaryota; Metazoa; Platyhelminthes; Trematoda; Plagiorchiida; Dicrocoeliidae
Source: the annotation of a GenBank genome assembly